CAUUGCGUCUCAUAGCUGCCUUAGUUCUCGCGGAGGGUUUGUUUCCUUCUUAGGGAACGUCUCGGAUGGUGAGCAGGGACUCUUCCUUGCUACGCUUUCAAUGCGCCCAAGAAACCAAUUAAUUAGCUUAUAUUAAAGGUGUAAAGUAUAUUUCCAGCCACACAACAACAACAAUUACUUGAAAGCAGAGCAAUCGGUAUCGAUAGAUACCAGUGUUAACAAACAGCUGUUUGUGUUUUCAAUGUCCAUAGAUAGCGUUUAAUUUAUAGCUCAUUAUUUUACUAAAAUGGGGUUUUUUUCGUUCCUAAAGAGUCGCCCCAUCUUCUGGCUGAGCGUCACCGGAACUACGGUAGGCGCCGCCUGCGCCAUAAAAGACCUUAUGCAAGGCGGCAAAUUCACAAAAGAAACCGAUGAAACGAACAAAGUAUUCAUUGUGACGGGGUCGAACAGCGGAAUUGGAAAGGAAACGGUCAGGGAACUGGCGAAACGGGGAGCAACCGUUUACAUGGCAUGUCGAGACAUGAAAAAAUGUGAGGAGGCCCGAGAAGAGAUUGUGCUGGAGACCAAAAACAAAUACGUGUACUGCCGUGAGUGUGACUUGGCUUCGCUGGACUCAAUUCGGAAUUUCGUUGCUGCCUUCAAGCGGGAACAGAAAACGCUGAAUAUACUCAUCAACAAUGCUGGUGUCAUGCGCUGUCCCCGUUCACUUACAAAGGAUGGCUUCGAGAUGCAGUUGGGCGUGAAUCAUAUGGGCCACUUUUUACUUACGACACUGCUAUUGGAUCUGUUGAAGAAUUCAACGCCUAGUAGGAUAGUCAACGUCUCGAGCCUAGCACAUACACGUGGCGAAAUCAACACCGGCGACCUGAACAGUGAGAAGUCGUACGACGAAGGCAAAGCCUACAGUCAGAGUAAAUUGGCGAACGUCCUGUUCACACGGGAGUUGGCUAGACGACUGGCAGGCACAGGAGUAACGGCUAAUGCAUUGCACCCCGGGGUUGUGGAUACAGAACUCUUUAGGCACAUGAGCUUCUUCAGUAACUUCUUUGCCGGACUAUUCGUUAAGCCUUUGUUUUGGCCCUUCGUAAAGACCGCCGCGAAUGGGGCACAAACCAGCUUAUAUGCGGCUCUCGAUCCGGACUUGGAGCUGGUGUCUGGUGAAUAUUUCAGCGAUUGCCAGCCCAAAGAAGUAGCGCCAGCUGGCACUGACACACAGACAGCCAAAUGGCUUUGGGCAGUCAGUGAAAAGUGGACAAAUCCACCGCCCAUCGAUGUGAAAAAAUAGGAUUAAACGUUUAUUACCGUGAAAAGACUUUCUGACAGUCAUAAAUGAAUCAUUUUCUACAAUCGAAAGUA
Drosophila pseudoobscura is the source of this 1356-nucleotide messenger RNA. RefSeq names its product retinol dehydrogenase 12. The transcript has 5 exons. NCBI's taxonomy places the organism in Eukaryota, Metazoa, Arthropoda, Insecta, Diptera, Drosophilidae. Bases 287 to 1285 code for a protein of 332 amino acids. The record is from RefSeq and is a predicted model, not a curated record.